Molecule: messenger RNA, 723 nt
Organism: Candoia aspera
Lineage: Eukaryota; Metazoa; Chordata; Lepidosauria; Squamata; Candoiidae
Product: solute carrier family 2, facilitated glucose transporter member 5-like
Exons: 3
Coding region: 3-434 (143 amino acids)
Biological process (GO): monosaccharide transmembrane transport
Cellular component (GO): plasma membrane
Molecular function (GO): hexose transmembrane transporter activity
Source: RefSeq, a predicted model, not a curated record
ACAUGACGGUCUGGCGCCUGCUUUGCUUCCGCAGCCUCCGAUGGAACGUCUUCACCACCGUUGUCUUGGUCUCUGGAAGCCAAUUUGUGGGCGUGAACGUGGCCUCCGUUUUCCUCAAGUGGAUCUAUGAGACUUUGUCAUUGUCUACCAAAGCCAUAAGUCUCAUUCCGCUAGCCGGAACCAUGAUCGUCCAGAUGAUGCUCCUGACCACUAUAUUCACCAUUGAGACCUUAGGGCGGAAGUUUCUCCUUUUGACUGGCUUACUGAUUUGCACCCUCUCAAAUAUUGCCCUAGCCUUCUCUCUUCAGGUUCAGGUGGGCAACCCUACCACUCUCUGCACCAGGGUAACUUGGGUGCCACCCAGUUUCCUUCCCUGUGUUUGCGCGCACACAUCCUCCCAGCCACUUAAAAUUGAUCUUGUCAAUUUCACUUAGUUGGUCAAUUUUGCCAAUUGGUCAAUUUCACUUAGUAGGUCAAUUUCACCCUGUUCAUCAAUUUCACCCAAUUUGUCAAUUUCACCCAGUUCAUGCCAGUUUCCUGGAGAUGGGAUUCCCAAACCCUGUGGAAACCAAGUGGCUGGUUGAAGGUGCUUCCUUCCUCCCCACAGGUCAACAAUCCCUCCCUGGCCUUCAUCAGCAUGGUUUUGUUCAUCCUCUUCUUCAUGGGGGACAUAAUGGGACCAGGUUUGUGAUCAGAUGGGAUGCAGAGUUUGCACAGGAGAGG